UGGGACCGGGGUACUGCGCGUCGGACAGCAGAAGCUGGAUAAAGCGCACCGGCUCUGCGCAUGUAUUUGCAAAUUUUUCUUCAAAGUGUUGAAUUCCGCCGCGCCUCUUAUCGGAUGCUGGAUGCAGCACCUUUCCGUGUCAAGAAUACAUGUCUGACGGACAAACCAUGGACAGUCUAGGCAGCCGUUGUAAGAUUGUGGUGGUCGGGGACACGCAAUGUGGGAAAACUGCGCUCCUGCACGUUUUUGCCAAGGACUGCUAUCCAGAGAACUAUGUGCCCACAGUGUUUGAAAACUACACAGCCAGUUUUGAAAUAGACAAGCACCGGAUUGAACUGAAUAUGUGGGACACGUCAGGUUCUUCUUAUUACGAUAAUGUGAGGCCGUUGGCAUAUCCUGAUUCAGAUGCAGUUCUUAUCUGCUUCGAUAUCAGCCGUCCAGAGACUUUGGACAGUGUCAUAAAGAAGUGGCAAGGAGAGACGCAAGAAUUUUGUCCAAAUGCCAAGGUGGUGCUGGUGGGCUGUAAGCUGGACAUGAGGACAGAUGUCAACACCCUGAGGGAACUCUCCAAGCAGCGCCUCAUCCCUGUCACCCACGAGCAGGGCAGCGCGAUAGCUCGCCAGAUGGGGGCGGUGGCCUAUGUAGAGUGCACCUCCAAGGUUUCUGAAAACAGUGUUCGGGAUGUGUUCCACAUCACCACCUUGGCGUCAGUGCGACGGCCGCACAAGCCGCAGCUAAAACGCAGCAGUUCCCGCAGAGGCCUGAAGCGAGUCUCACAACUGCCCCUUCCACCUCUGCCGGGUCGGACUGAGCAAAUGGACCAGGCACCAGCCAUGAGAAAGGACCGGGCCAAGAGCUGUGUGCUCAUGUAGAGA
Archocentrus centrarchus (flier cichlid) is the source of this 875-nucleotide messenger RNA. It is a transcript of the gene rnd2, whose product is annotated as Rho family GTPase 2. Lineage: Eukaryota; Metazoa; Chordata; Actinopteri; Cichliformes; Cichlidae. Gene Ontology annotation, biological process: small GTPase-mediated signal transduction. The record is from RefSeq and is a predicted model, not a curated record. Gene Ontology annotation, molecular function: GTPase activity; GTP binding. Bases 150 to 872 code for a protein of 240 amino acids. The transcript is spliced from 5 exons.